Molecule: messenger RNA, 375 nt
Organism: Sardina pilchardus (European sardine)
Lineage: Eukaryota; Metazoa; Chordata; Actinopteri; Clupeiformes; Clupeidae
Product: PH and SEC7 domain-containing protein 2-like
Exons: 2
Source: RefSeq, a predicted model, not a curated record
UGUGGAGCAGGUAUCCGGGGCAACGGAGAGGAGGAAGAGGAGGAGGAAGAGGACGGAGAGGAGCGGGAGAGAAGAGUGAGCGUGAGAGAAGAGGGGGAUGAGGAGGACGAGUGUGAUGAAGAGCGCUCUCACGACGCGCAGGACGGCUUCAGCUCCACCUUCGAGCGCAUCGUGGAGUCGGAGCUCCUGCGCGGCGGCACCUGCUACAGCUCGCUGGACUCGCUGGACGUGCUGUCGCUGACCGACGAGACGGACAGCUGCGUCAGCUUCGACGCGCCGCUCACGCCGCUCAUCCAGCAGAGGGCGCUGGCGGGGCCGGAGCCCCCGGAGCUGGAGCUGGAGCCGGUCCAGGAGGCCGCUCGGAAAACGUGCUGA